AUGAAGUUGAACAACAUUUCUGGUUCUUUUUUAUGUGUGUUUAUCUUACUAUUGGUCAAGGUUGGUUUUACAACAGGACAAACUGCUUCUACAGAUUUAACCACAAUAGAUGAUGCGACAACGGAUAACUCAACCACUGCUGUACCAGCAACAACACAGAUAAAUGAUUCCACUUCAAAUUCUGUGACAUCUGACCUUGAAAAAUUAUCUACUACUAAUCUGCAUUCCGAUUCAACAGUCAAUGAUUCGACUCUCCUAUCUUCAACGAGUCCUUUUGGUGCGUCUUCCGACAUCACUACUAGUACCCCAAUCUCCCUUACGAUAUCUCUCGAUCAAUCGACAAGUUCAGCAGAUGUUAGUACUACUUCUGCAUCUUCAACUAGCCAGUCAUCGGAGUCAACUGUAACAGACACUGCACAGCCUUCCGCCACGUCCAUGGCUUCUGAACCUUCAACUAGCCAGUCAUCGGAGUCAACUGGAAUAAGCUCUACAGAGUCUUCCGCCGCGUCUAUGGCUUAUGAACCUUCAACUAGCCAGUCCUCGGAUUCAACUGGAAUAAGCUCUACAGAGUCUUCCGCCGCGUCUAUGGCUUCUGAACCUUCAACUAGCCAGUCAUCGGAUUCAACUGCAUCAAACCCUACAGAGUCUUCCGCCGCGUCUAUGGCUUCUGAACCUUCAACUAGCCAGUCAUCGGAUUCAACUGGAAUAAGCUCUACAGAGUCUUCCGCCGCGUCUAUGGCUUCUGAACCUUCAACUAGCCAGUCAUCGGAGUCAACUGCAUCAAACCCUACAGAGUAUUCCGCCGCGUCUAUGGCUUAUGAACCUUCAACUAGCCAGUCCUCGGAUUCAACUGCAUCAAACCCUACAGAGUCUUCCGCCGCGUCUAUGGCUUCUGAACCUUCAACUAGCCAGUCAUCGGAUUCAACUGGAAUAAGCUCUACAGAGUCUUCCGCCGCGUCUAUGGCUUCUGAACCUUCAACUAGCCAGUCAUCGGAGUCAACUGCAUCAAACCCUACAGAGUAUUCCGCCGCGUCUAUGGCUUCUGAACCUUCAACUAGGCAGCCAUCCGAUGCACCUGGAGCAGACACUACACAAUCUUCCACCUCAUCUUCCGACAUCACUCCUAUUACCCCAAUCUCAACUACGACACCUCCCGAACAAUCGACAAGUUCGCCAAGUGUUGAUACUACUGCGUCUACGUCGAUUCCUACAUCGUCUAAUCCAGCAACAUCCGUGAUAACGAUAAGUGAUACAAGUACGAAUACAAGUGUAUCUAAUACUUACAUAUCUUCCAUCUAUGCAUCCACCUCAACACCUAUACAGACAACCAACACAACAAUAACAACAACAACAACAUUUAUCAGUCCUUUAUUUUCGAUUGGAUCAGCUUCGUAUGAGUAUACAGUGAAUCAAGCUGGUGAGCCGACUAAGCUACCGUGUACGAAUAUAAAUGAGACAGCUUGUCGAAAUAACUUGACUGAUAUGUUACACAAUCUUCUUUCUCCAUUAUUCAGCAACAUCAAAAUUGAUGAUCUCAAUUGUAGCAGCGAUCCUUGCAAUCUAUUAUAUACGGCGUCAUUUGAAAGCUACAAACAAUUCAAUGAUUCAGAAAUACAAGCUUUCAUUGUGAACAGGACGAGUCAACUGGGAUCAGUCCGAUCUACAGAUCGAAAAGGCGAACCGCUAUGCCGUGGUUAUUCUGACAAAUGGCCUAAAACUCAAGGUGCUUGUGUUUACUGUGGUACUGAGCGUCCAUGUGCUGAUUUUGAUGAAUCAACAUGCGAUCCAGGAGAGUAUGGGAAACUUUUGGUAUGCAGAUGUGAUCGAACAAAACACUUUUUCCGAACAAACUAUGAUUAUGAUGGAAGAUGUAACCGUACAGCAACAAUAACUUGGGAACAGAUGCUGGCACUUUGUUUAUUAUUAUUCUUCAUACUUUUACUCCUUCUUGCUCUUCUUUUACUCCUAUGUCGACGACGCCGAAAAUUAGCUAAACAAGCAACACGAGAACCUGAAGUUCUAGCCAAUGCACCACAAAAACCACGUAGCAUGGAAUCAAGCAAUAUUUACAAUUCUGGUCGAAUGCACUCGAAUGAUUAUUCAACAAUUCCACAUUUACGCCGAGCGCCGCUAUUAUAUUCAGUACCUCCAUCAAAUGAUUAUGUUUAUCAACCACGUACAACACAAAAUUACACAUAUCCGUCACGCAAUUAUCCGUACACGCAUGGAGGUGCAUCUCCAACGUAUCUCGGUGAAACUGAUGAUCGACUCGGUGUUUUACGUGAUUUAGUUAAUGAAUACACUCUUGAAAAUGGAGCAAGCGGACGUGUCAAUCUUGCACGCGACCUUGAUGAUGAUGAUGAGAUAUAUGUUUAA
Molecule: messenger RNA, 2376 nt
Organism: Adineta ricciae
Lineage: Eukaryota; Metazoa; Rotifera; Eurotatoria; Adinetida; Adinetidae
Source: the annotation of a GenBank genome assembly